Messenger RNA from Cuscuta campestris, 1069 nucleotides. The record is from the annotation of a GenBank genome assembly. NCBI's taxonomy places the organism in Eukaryota, Viridiplantae, Streptophyta, Magnoliopsida, Solanales, Convolvulaceae.
CUUCAUUAACCCCUUCCAACCCUCCAUGGAAUUUCAAACUCUUGAGCUUCUCAGUACUUUUCAAUGGCGAAGAAGGCUGGAGAGAGCAGUGGUGGUUCGAGAUGGUCUCUUUCCGGGAUGACCGCUCUCGUCACCGGCGGCACUCGUGGAAUCGGGCGGGCAAUCGUGGAGGAACUGGCGGAAUUGGGCGCCAGUGUGUACACGUGCUCUAGGAAGGAAGAUGAGCUGAACCAAAGCCUAAAAGAUUGGGCUUCUAAAGGCCUUAAAGUCUCUGGUUCCGUCUGCGACGCGUCCUCUAGAGACCAGAGGCUGCUCCUCUUCCAGAAGGUUUCCUCCGCUUUUGAUGGCAAGCUCAACAUUCUUGUAAACAAUGUUGGGACAUUCAUCCAUAAACCUACCGUGGAGUAUAGUGCUGAAGAAUACUCUUAUAUCAUGGGUACCAACUUAGAGUCUUCUUACCAUUUUUCUCAACUUGCGUACCCUCUUCUAAAGGCGUCCAAAGCUGGAUGCAUUGUCUUCAUUUCAUCUGUUGCUGGCUUGGUACAUUUAUCUCUUGCUGGAUCCAUUUAUGGUGCUACCAAAGGGGCUAUGAAUCAACUCACAAAGAAUUUGGCUUGUGAGUGGGCAGAAGACAGCAUUAGGGUCAAUUGUGUGGCUCCUUGGGUAAUCAAAACCUCUCUUGCUGAAGAGUAUCUUGAAAACAAAGAGUUUAUGGAGAAGCUGCCAUCCCGGACACCCAUGAAGCGACCAGGAGAACCGCGAGAGGUUUCAUCAGUGGUUGCUUUCCUCUGUCUUCCUUCCGCUUCUUAUGUGACCGGUCAGGUAAUUGCUGUUGAUGGUGGUUUCACAGUCAAUGGUUUUGAAUGAAAAAAUCAAUCAAACUACUUAUUUGUUUCUUCACACGUGAAAUAACGGUGCAUUUUGAUGAUGAUGAUGAUGAUUUCAUCUUUCCUUUCAAAUCCGCGAAACCUUGGAAUAAAUACUUGCAAUGCGAGUUGUUACGUUAAUCAGUUAAUCUGCACGAUUUAUUUGAUUUCUUAUGAGAUUUAAAUAAUAUUAUGGUUCGUUU